Messenger RNA from Rhagoletis pomonella (apple maggot), 867 nucleotides. Its product is annotated as protein ALP1-like. NCBI's taxonomy places the organism in Eukaryota, Metazoa, Arthropoda, Insecta, Diptera, Tephritidae. The record is from RefSeq and is a predicted model, not a curated record.
GUUCCCUUUUUUAUAAUUAUAAAGGCAACUAUUCCAUUGUUCUGCUGGCGGUGUGUGAUGCGAAUUAUACUUUCACUUGCAUUGAUAUUGGAGCUUACGGCUCGCAAAGUGAUGGUGGCGUUUUAUGGAAUUCUGGCUUUGGGAGACAGCUCUAUAGUGGAAAACUGGAUCUUCCUGAAAACGAUGUGCUACCAGACUCUGACAUAACUUUUCCCCAUUAUUUUGUUGGAGAUAAUGCGUUCCCGUUAAAGCCAUUUUUAAUGAGGCCAUACCCAGGAACCAAUUUAUCUCUGGAGAGGCAAAUUUUUAAUAAACGUUUAUCUCGAGCACGCCGUGUUAUAGAAAAUGCAUUUGGGAUUUUGGCUUGUCGAUGGAGAAUCCUUUUAAAUCCCUUACAAAUGAGCCCUUUAUCUGCCGAGAAAAUUGUAAAGGCUACGGUUCUCCUUCACAAUUUUCUCAAGAUGCACGAUGGUAGCUAUUGCCCGCCGGAAUAUGUUGACCAGGAGGACGGCGACUCUAUCAGAAGAGGAUUGUGGCGGAGUGAUAUUUCGACCCCCUUGCAAAGAGCUAGGCGGAUAGGUUCGAACAAUGCGUCACAAAAUGCGUUUAAGUUAAGAGAUGAUCUGAAGAGUUACCUUGUAUCCCAUCCAAUUCAAAGGAUGGCACAAUAAAAAAAAGGUGAUUUAUAUUUUUUAUCUAAUGUGCGAAAAUAGUUAACAUAUAAUGCUAUUUUUAGCCUCAACAGAACCAAGAUGAGUUUGCCAAGCGGAGACGCAAAACAUGAUGGCAUGCAAUAACAAAAACAAUACAAAUAAAAUAUUCAAACAGUAUACAAAAUUACCGAAAGUUCAACGAAUUUUCAUUAAA